CUUCAGCUCACUGGUCGACUUGUCCCCGAAAGUGGUGGACAUCGCCGGAAUGACCCACAGAGUGGCAGAACUCGUGGAAGAACUCAACAGUGUCCGGGAUCGCAAUCCUUCUUCUUGGAUAGGUGAGGACUGUUGGUCCCUGCUGCAUCCUUCAUCUUCCUCUUCGAGUGAUCCUCCAAUUCCAAUCUAUGACAUUGGGAAGCUUUCGGUCGCUGUUCCAUCCAGAACUGGACCUCCAGAUCAAGUUAAAGAGCAACAUCCUGAUCAUGGGACCGAGCAGCUGUGGGAAGACGAGCCUGUUGAGGACUCUGCGCGGCCUCUGGCCCCGAUACUCAGGAAGCCUGAAAUGCCAACUCCCCGUGACUCCAAGGCACAUACUCUUCAUGCCACAGAGGCCUUUCUUCACAGACGGCAGCCUCCUCGAUCAAGUUAUCUAUCCCCUCCAGGACAGAGGAAAUGGGGUCCAGUGGUAUGAUGAAAGCUUGAUUGAGAGUCUUCAACUCGUCGAUCUACUUCCGCUCGUUGACAGAAUCGGAGGUCUUAGGACUCCAGUCAGCUGGAACUGGUAUGUACCGUGUAUUUCUCCCAUACAAUACAA
Messenger RNA from Darwinula stevensoni, 598 nucleotides. The record is from the annotation of a GenBank genome assembly. NCBI's taxonomy places the organism in Eukaryota, Metazoa, Arthropoda, Ostracoda, Podocopida, Darwinulidae.